AUGCAGCUGGCCCCAGCCCUUCUGACCACUCUACUGCUGCUGUCCCUGGUUAUCCAAGGACAGCCUCAGCUGGUAAAGACUGUGCCAGGCCACGUGGAUAAGGAUGGCAUAUGCUAUUGUGUGGCUUACCUGCCCAACAACAUCAUCCCCUUGAAACAGUUGGAACAGCUACUGCAAACAGCCCAGGGACUCAUGGGCAAGUAUGAGCAGGAGCUGUCCAGGGUCAGUGAGCAUGCAUGCGCCACUGAAGGUCCCAAUAACCAGAUCCUAGAAAUGAAUGGAGCCCGGAAGUCCAGGAAUUCUACUGCCCCUGUUGACUCCUAUGAGUCCCCAGCCUUCAACCUGCUGCGCCUGGAGCUGGAGGGAAUACAGCAGUUGGCGGCUCAGCUUAAAACUAAGGGAAGAGUUGGUGCAGCUGGAGAACUUCUCUACCAACUCCAGAGGCAGGUGGCUAACGCCAACCUCACACUCAAGCUUCUGGCUGACUCUGACCAGCGCAGCUUCCGCACCCUUCGCCAGGAAGUGGAUGCCCUUGUGAGCCAGCUAAGCAAGUGUGAGAGAGAGAAAGAGCAAGAAGAGGCCGCCAGAAACCCUGGCCCAUCCUUGCCCCCUGGUUCUUGCGCCCAUGGAGGCCUCCAGAAAGUCAGCAGACCCCUUGUGGUGCAGCUCAAUUGGAGAGGCUUCGCUUACAAGGCAGGAGCCUGGGGCCGAGACUCAGCACCCAACUCAUCCUCUCCCCUCUACUGGGUGGCCCCUCUGCUAGAUGGCAGGUACUUUGACUACUACCGCCUGCACAAGUCUUAUGAUGACCUGGUACUGCUGAAGAACUAUAAGCAGUGGAAGAUGGGCUACGGUGAUGGCAGUGGCAAUACUGUGUACAAGAACUUCAUGUACUUUAACUACUAUGGCACAGGUGACAUAGCCAAAGUGGACCUUUCUUCCAACACCUUGGUUCUGCAGCGUCCAUUGCCUGGUGCCACCCACAAUAACCGCUUCUCCUAUGCUGGUGUGCCUUGGAAGGACUUAGAUUUUGCCAGUGAUGAGAAGGGGCUGUGGGUGCUCUAUGCCACAGAGGAGAGCAAGGGCAACCUGGUUGUGAGUCGCCUUAAUACCAGCACCCUAGAUGUGGAAGAAACCUGGCGCACCAGUCAGUACAAGCCAACCUUGUCAGGGGCCUUCAUGGCCUGUGGGGUGCUCUAUGCCUUACGCUCUCUGAGCACCCGCCAAGAGGAGAUCUUCUAUGCUUUUGAUACCACCACUGGACAGGAGAGCUAUAUCAGCAUCUUGCUGGAUAAGAUGCUGGAAACGCUGCAGGGCAUCAACUACUGCCCCAUAGAUCACAAGCUGUAUGUCUAUAAUGAUGGCUACCUGGUCAAUUAUGACCUCACCUUCCUGGCACUGGAACACAAGCUACCAACACCACCAGCCAAAAGGCCUCCUGAGGCUUGGGCUCCACCCAAAGCUGCCAAACCCAAAAAGCGCUCCAGGCUCUGA
Molecule: messenger RNA, 1494 nt
Organism: Miniopterus natalensis
Lineage: Eukaryota; Metazoa; Chordata; Mammalia; Chiroptera; Miniopteridae
Source: RefSeq, a predicted model, not a curated record